AUGUCAUUAAACUCUCUGUAUCAACAGGCUGUUCCUGUUUCUUCAAAUUCAUUACGGAAUUCAAUGGACAACAUUUCCUCAGCAUCAUUUGCAUCGUUACGAGAGGAUUUAUUAUCGAACUCUCUUUUGGAUAAAAACAUUUUGCCUUAUAUGACCGAAGAUGAAUUAAUAGACAUGAUCAAAAACAACUCGUCCUACGAACUAUCCAAGCAAGACAUUGAAUAUUUAUGCUUGCAAAGGAGAAGACAUUCCAUUGAUUUGAAACAAGAUCAAACUCCAAUCCAAAGAUCAUCCACUCCAGUCUUUAAAGUGAUGAUUUUGGGAGAUGAGAGCGAACACAAUGGAAAACUUCAGUUUUAUGACACAUUGAUCGAUAAUACCUCAAAAAUCCCUUAUCCAAUCACUAAUGUUCAAUUACAGACGAAUCAAAACAGUCUGUUUCAAUUAUGGGUUCCUUAUUGUACAGAUUUGUACUCAAACUUGAGGUUUUUAUAUUACGAGUAUACUCAUAUAUUCGUAAUGUUUUUUAACAUUGCUCAAAGAGAGUCAUUUAAUUAUUUGAAAGAUGAAUUACUUCCAGAGGUGACUUCAUUCAUUGAUAACUUGAAAAAGAAAUCAUCCAUCAUUCCUCCCAUUCUAUUAGUGGGUUAUCAAUCAGAAAGUAGAGAGAUCCAUGGUGCUGAGGAUGUCAUUAGCUUUGAAGAGAUUGUUGAGGUUGCUCAAUUCUUUAAAUGCUCCAAGUAUAUUGAAAUUCAAUCAAAAGAGUAUCACAAACAAAGAGAGAGACAUCAUUCUCAUGUCUAUGAGGUCAUGGAACAUGUGUCAAACAUGAUGAAACAAGAACUCUUCAAUCUCUCAAUUCAACAUUUCGAAUGGAAUGAAGAGUAUUUCAAAUCCAUGCUUACAGUACCAACUCCUGAGAUUUCAUUUCAUCAAAUGGAAAAGACAUUUCUAAUUUCAGAGUUUAUUGAAGACGUUGAUUACUUUUACACCAUGGAUGGUUCUUAUCCCAAAUCCUCACAAUGUAUUCCAAUCAUUGAUCGAGAAAAACAAACUCUUCACUCUUCAUCAACACUCAAGUAUGAAAAACCAAUCACUAUACAUUCACAGAAAAUACAUCAAAUUCAUGUGGUUGGAAUUGAGAGAUGUAAAUACACGAGUGAUAUUGCAACCUUUACCAUUCCAAAUGAAAGUGAAUCUGUGAAUGGAUAUUUUGAUGUAUUAAGCAAGUGUUUUAGAAUUACCAAUUGGAAGAAGGAUUGUAUCUAUUAUUAUACAUUGGAUGGAUCUAUUCCAACUGAACAUUUCUCUCACAAGUGUAUGGAAUCUCAAAUUGAUUUGGAUGUUUCACUUCAACAACAACAUUCCUACAGUCAGCAUGCUGUUAGUAGUAGUCAGAGUGGUGGUCAUAGUGGUGGUGGUCAGAGCAAUACCACCACUCUCAAUGUUGAAUCUCCCCAUCCUCCUACUUGUAACAAUCUCUCCAUUAUUGCAGUAGAGAAGGGAAAGUUAAAGAGUUCCAUUCGAUCUUUUAUCAUUCCACCUACCCUUCAAUUACCAAAUGUGAAAUAUGAUGCUAUUGAUUCUACAUUUACUAUUGAUACUGUUCCUGGAGUAGUCUAUCGAUACACAUUGGAUGGAUCCAUUCCAACACAUCCAUUCGAUUCUAAUAACAACAACUCGAGUAACACCACAUUUACCUAUACAAGGAGUGUCAUGUUACCUAAAAAAGAAUCAGUGAAAUGUAUCAAAGUGAUUGGUUAUCCUAAAUUGAGUUUUCCUUCUGCAUGUGUGGAAAUUCAGGCAAAACCAUUAAUGCAAGAACAUUUAUCAUCACCCUCUUCUCAAGUGAAAUUGAAUAACACUGCAUUGAAAAGAAUGAAAAAUCAUUCUUCACCUCCAACAACAUCGAGUACUAUUAAUACUAAUACUACGAAUACUAUUAAUACUACUACGAGUACUAAUACUACCUUAUUUCCUUCAACAACCUCAGCAACCUCAGCAACAAACAAUAGUAUGACAACCAAUCAUCAUCACUCAAUGACAACACACAAGUCAUCUCCAAGAAGUGACAAGUCUACUACUGCUACUACUGUCAUACCUAAGAAGAAAGAGAUGACAGAAACAACAACCACAUCAACAAUCAACAGUGCUGUAUCUACUCCUCUCGUUCAAAUAGAAGAAGAAAAAACAUCAUCAAGAAACAAGAAGAACACACCACCUCUUCACAAUGGAUCAUUGAACAUGUUGUUGUCCAACUACAACUCUCCUAGUACUUUCAUUUCAAGAUCUGACAAACAUGACACAACCUCAGACAGUCCCUUCAAUGAUGAGUUUAGUUUACAUUCAAAGAAUCAUCCGUCCAUGCAAAAAACUGUUCCUGUCGAUAAUACCAAUGCACAACUGAACCUGGACCAUAUUCAACGCUCUGCAAAUGAAUCCUCUGGUCAUUAUCAUCAUUUGGAGAACAGUCAUGACAUGACUCAACAAUAUCAUCAACAUCCUCUCACUCCUCGUCAACAACAAUCUACAUCUUCAAAAACACCAAAAUUCCUUAAAACAUCAACCACUAAUGAUUUCAAAGUUCAAUGCAAAGCAGAAGGUAGCAAUGUCAUCUUUUCUUUUGAUCGACAAGUAUCAGUUAAAAGAAUUAGGAUUACUACACCUGGAUCAAGAAAAGGGCCACAAUUCUAUGCAUGUUAUGUUCCAAUGCAAACGAAUCAUGCUAGAAGCAUCAAAAUGAAAGUUGGAGAAGGAGAGUUGCAAGAUAUUGACAGUAUUCAAUAUUUGGAUUUGUUUAAAGACCAAGUGGACGGAGCCAUUGUGUGCAAAGAGUUGAUCUGCACGUUCAGUCCAUUUGAGGGACAACGAUCUUUUAAAAUUGUGGACAUGAAGAUUGAGUGCAAUAAACUUUCUUGA
This is a messenger RNA of Naegleria fowleri, 2919 nucleotides long. RefSeq lists its product as uncharacterized. Bases 1 to 2919 code for a protein of 972 amino acids. Lineage: Eukaryota; Heterolobosea; Eutetramitea; Acrasida; Naegleriidae. The transcript has a single exon. The record is from RefSeq and is a predicted model, not a curated record. Gene Ontology annotation, molecular function: GTP binding; GTPase activity.